Chrysochloris asiatica (Cape golden mole) is the source of this 3146-nucleotide messenger RNA. RefSeq names its product solute carrier family 4, sodium bicarbonate cotransporter, member 8 (gene SLC4A8). Gene Ontology annotation, cellular component: plasma membrane. Gene Ontology annotation, biological process: regulation of intracellular pH; monoatomic anion transport; bicarbonate transport. The record is from RefSeq and is a predicted model, not a curated record. The transcript has 22 exons. NCBI's taxonomy places the organism in Eukaryota, Metazoa, Chordata, Mammalia, Afrosoricida, Chrysochloridae. Gene Ontology annotation, molecular function: solute:inorganic anion antiporter activity; sodium:bicarbonate symporter activity; monoatomic anion transmembrane transporter activity. The coding region runs from base 9 to 3146 and encodes 1045 amino acids.
GUUCCGCCAUGCCAGCGGGGAGUAACGAGUCGGACAGCGUCCUCAGCUAUCAGAGACCAGAUGAAGAAGCUGUGGUGGACCAGGGCGGGACCAGUACAAUUCUCAAUAUUCACUAUGAGAAAGAAGAGUUGGAAGGCCAUAGGACUCUGUAUGUGGGGGUUCGGAUGCCACUGGGCCGGCAGAGCCAUCGACACCACCGAACUCAUGGCCAGAAGCACCGGAGACGAGGGCGAGCCAAAGGUGUCAGCCAAGGGGAGGAAGGCCAGGAGGCUCUGGCACACGACACACCAUCUCAGCGUGUCCAGUUCAUUCUUGGCACUGAGGAAGAUGAAGAGCAUGUGCCUCAUGAGCUGUUCACAGAGCUGGAUGAGAUCUGUAUGAAAGAGGGAGAAGAUGCUGAGUGGAAGGAAACAGCCAGGUGGCUGAAGUUUGAAGAAGAUGUUGAGGAUGGUGGAGAACGAUGGAGCAAGCCUUAUGUGGCAACCCUUUCGUUGCACAGUCUCUUUGAGCUACGAAGCUGCCUUAUUAAUGGAACAGUCCUUUUGGAUAUGCAUGCAAACAGCAUAGAAGAAAUUUCAGACCUGAUCCUGGACCAGCAAGAACUCUCCAGUGACCUGGAUGACAGCAUGAGGAUUAAAGUGCGGGAAGCCCUUCUCAAAAAGCAUCAUCAUCAGAAUGAGAAGAAGAGAAAUAACCUCAUUCCCAUUGUUCGCUCCUUUGCUGAGGUUGGCAAGAAGCAGUCGGAUCCACAUUCAAUGGAUAAAAAUGGUCAAACGUUGUCUCCUCAGUCUGUUCCAACUACAAAUCUUGAAGUAAAAAAUGGAGUGAAUUGUGAACACAGCCCUGUGGAUUUGAGCAAGGUAGACCUUCAUUUCAUGAAAAAAAUUCCCACUGGGGCAGAGGCCUCAAAUGUCCUGGUAGGAGAGGUGGCUACUCUGGACCGCCCCAUCAUUGCUUUUGUGAGACUGUCUCCAGCUGUUCUUCUCUCAGGCCUCACUGAAGUGCCAAUCCCAACAAGGUUUUUGUUUAUUUUAUUGGGCCCAGUAGGGAAAGGUCAGCAGUACCAUGAGAUUGGCAGAUCUAUGGCCACCAUCAUGACAGAUGAGAUUUUUCAUGAUGUGGCAUAUAAGGCAAAAGAGAGAGAUGACCUCCUGGCAGGGAUUGAUGAGUUCCUGGACCAGGUGACAGUACUCCCUCCAGGAGAAUGGGACCCCUCCAUUAGAAUUGAGCCACCCAAAAACGUCCCUUCCCAGGAGAAAAGGAAAAUGCCUGGAGUUCCAAAUGGAAACAUAUGCCACAUAGAACUGGAGCCACAUGGGGGCCACAGUGGGCCAGAACUUCAGCGUACCGGGCGGCUGUUUGGGGGCUUGGUGCUGGACAUCAAACGGAAGGCCCCCUGGUACUGGAGCGACUACCGGGAUGCACUCAGUUUGCAGUGUUUGGCCUCCUUUCUGUUCCUGUAUUGUGCCUGCAUGUCACCUGUCAUCACCUUUGGGGGACUGCUUGGAGAAGCCACCGAAGGACGCAUAAGUGCAAUUGAGUCCUUGUUCGGAGCCUCCAUGACUGGGAUUGCCUACUCCUUGUUUGCUGGGCAAGCUCUUACCAUCUUGGGAAGUACUGGACCAGUGCUUGUGUUUGAAAAGAUUUUGUUCAAAUUCUGCAAGGAUUAUGCUCUUUCAUACCUCUCUCUGCGAGCUUGUAUUGGACUGUGGACUGCCUUCCUGUGUAUUGUCCUUGUGGCAACUGAUGCCAGUUCCCUUGUCUGCUACAUUACCCGUUUCACUGAAGAAGCGUUUGCCUCCCUGAUCUGCAUUAUUUUCAUCUAUGAAGCAAUAGAAAAGCUUAUCCACCUGGCAGAGACCUACCCCAUUCACAUGCACAGCCAGCUGGACCACCUUAGCCUCUAUUACUGCAGGUGUAUUCCCCCAGAGAAUCCGAAUAACCAUACUCUGCAGUUCUGGAAGGACCAUGACAUCGUGGCAACGCAGAUCCAUUGGGCUAACCUGACUGUUAGUGAAUGCCAGGAGAUGCAUGGAGAGUUCACGGGAUCUGCAUGUGGCCAUCAUGGACCCUACACUCCUGAUGUGCUCUUUUGGUCUUGCAUUCUCUUUUUCACCACUUUCAUCCUCUCGAGCACCUUAAAGACGUUCAAGACGAGUCACUAUUUCCCAACCAAAGUACGCUCCAUGGUGAGUGACUUUGCAGUUUUCCUCACUAUAUUCACAAUGGUAAUAAUUGAUUUUUUGAUUGGAGUACCAUCACCAAAGCUGCAAGUUCCCAAUGUGUUCAAGCCAACAAGGGAUGAUCGGGGGUGGAUUAUUAGUCCCAUUGGCCCCAAUCCCUGGUGGACUGUGAUAGCUGCAAUUAUCCCAGCUCUUCUCUGCACAAUCUUAAUAUUCAUGGAUCAGCAGAUCACAGCUGUCAUCAUUAACAGGAAGGAACACAAGCUCAAGAAAGGCUGUGGCUAUCACCUGGACCUGCUGAUGGUGGCCAUCAUGCUAGGUGUCUGCUCCAUCAUGGGGCUCCCCUGGUUUGUGGCUGCAACUGUCCUGUCCAUCACACAUGUGAAUAGCCUCAAGCUGGAAUCUGAGUGCUCUGCUCCAGGAGAACAGCCCAAGUUCUUGGGCAUCCGAGAGCAGAGAGUGACAGGUCUUAUGAUCUUUGUGCUGAUGGGUUGCUCAGUCUUCAUGACGACCGUCUUAAAGUUUAUUCCGAUGCCAGUACUCUAUGGAGUCUUCCUCUAUAUGGGGGUCUCUUCACUCCAGGGAAUUCAGUUCUUUGACCGCCUGAAGCUCUUUGGGAUGCCUGCAAAACACCAGCCAGACUUCAUCUACCUGCGUCAUGUGCCACUACGCAAAGUGCACCUCUUCACCCUCAUCCAGCUGACCUGCCUUGUCCUGCUUUGGGUCAUCAAGGCCUCACCAGCAGCCAUUGUCUUUCCAAUGAUGGUUUUGGCCUUAGUCUUUGUAAGAAAAGUCAUGGAUCUCUGCUUCUCUAAGCGCGAGCUGAGCUGGUUAGAUGAUCUCAUGCCUGAAAGCAAAAAGAAGAAGUUGGAUGAUGCCAAAAAGAAGGCCAAGGAGGAAGAGGUCAUACUCCUUCUUGCACCAACUGUACACUUUGAGGCAGCCUCAAAUUACAGAACAUAG